Molecule: messenger RNA, 732 nt
Organism: Camellia sinensis
Lineage: Eukaryota; Viridiplantae; Streptophyta; Magnoliopsida; Ericales; Theaceae
Source: RefSeq, a predicted model, not a curated record
AUGGAUGUAGAAGGGUGGGCAGGAUAUAAAUGUCUUAUGAAAUUCAAAGCUCUGAAACAGGUAUUAAAACAAUGGAAUUUGGAGGUGUUUGGGAGGGUUGAACCUAAGUUAAAAAGUCUUGAGGAAGAAGCUCAUGCUUUGGAUUUGCUAGCUGAGGAAAGGCCAUUGCUUCCCACAGAAUCAUGUAGAAGUAAGGAAAUUAGGGGUGAAACUUGGAGAUUGAACAAAAUGUUAGAAUGGAUUUGGCUACAGAAAUCUAGACAAAACUGGGCUCUGAAAGGGGACAGAAAUACAAAGUUUUUUCACAUCAUGGCAUGUAGCAGAAAUAGUAGAAGCACCUUGGGCUCACUAUUUGUGAAUGGCUCUCGGAGUGAGGAGCCUAGGGAGGUUCAGGCUGCAGUUUUUAAUCACUUUUCCAGGCUCUUUUCUGAAUCUUGGGGAUCCAGACCUAAACUAUCUGGCCCCUUUAAGAACAUUGGUAGUGCACAAGCUAUAGCCUCGUUAGAGGGUGAGUUCACUGAAGAGGAAAUUAAACGUGUCAUCAUGACUUGUGAGGGCAAUAAAGCCCCUGGGCCUGACAGUUUUAACAUGGCAUUCUUUAAGAAAUGUUGGAGCAUUGUGAAAUCCGAUGUGGUUAAUUUCAUAAUGCUGCAGAACUUUUAUGUUAAUAACUCCACUAUUGUGUUGGGGGAUGGUAAGAGAUCUUUAUUCUGGUGGGAUAAAUGGGCAUGA